Lachancea fermentati is the source of this 1053-nucleotide messenger RNA. Lineage: Eukaryota; Fungi; Ascomycota; Saccharomycetes; Saccharomycetales; Saccharomycetaceae. The record is from the annotation of a GenBank genome assembly.
AUGGAUAAAAUCCAGGAGCGGGUGUUAGAAGCAACAAUUGCGGAUACUGAUGUGGGUCAAGGUAAGCAAGAACAUAUACCUCCUCCUACUAACAGCAAGAAUAAUCCAGCAAAACCAUCAUUAUACAAUAUGACUGCUACGGCUGAGAUAGCCAUGCUGAAACCGUCCGGAAAUGAUGCGGUUGAGGCAAAAAUGAAAACAUCGAGCAGUACAUGGGCUAAAAGUUCCAACAAAUUGGAGUACCUCUUCUAUAAAACACUGCUUACCAUACUGUAUAUGAUCUACGCGUGUGUUAGGUAUGCGAAAUACCAAUACAAUAGAACCAAAAUCCAAAUUUUGAACCUUGCUUAUAGUCCGUCCAACACACCUCAACUCAUCAGACAGGAUGUCUUGAAAUUUCAAAAACUUCCUAAGCGCCUAGCUACAAUACUCGAAUUCAAGUCUGAAGGAGAUGUCGGUGGAGGUUUAGGUGGUCUUAUCAACGAUGGCAGUGAGCUAGUGACGUGGUCCAUUUCCGCCGGUAUAAAGCACUUAACCUUGUACGAUUAUGACGGUCACCUCAAAAAGAACGUAGACGAAUUUAGAAAAGGAAUCCACCAUAAACUCUCGAAAUAUUACGGGCCAUCAAAUGUUCCAAAAUUUGCUAUAAGGAUACCACAAUGGAACAAGGUUUAUUUCAACUUGCCGGGUACUGCGCCAUCAGAUCCUGAUUCUAAGAAAGUCGCAUUGGAAGUUUCUCUUUUAUCCAAUCGCGAUGGUAGGGAGACAAUUGUUGACCUUACCAAAACCAUGGCUGAUCUUUGCGUCAACAAUGAGAUGAAACUCAGUGAUAUUACCAUGAAACUGGUAGACUCAGAGCUUACCCAACUAGUAGGUCCUGAGCCGGAUCUCCUUCUAUAUUUUGGCCCGAGCUUAGAUCUACAAGGAUUCCCCCCAUGGCAUAUACGUCUCACCGAGUUUUACUGGGAGGAGGACAAUGACCAAGUGACUUAUUCCGUUUUCAUUAGGGGGUUGAAGAGCUAUUCCACCUGUAAAAUUAACGUUGGAAAAUAG